AGCCACCAUGAACGACGAUAUAUCAGAUGCGGUAAAAUAUGGCGAUUUUGAAGUAUUUAGUGGGGAUAAUUAUGAAGCCCUCCUGCCAGAAUUAAAAUUAGAAGGUUUUGAUUCUGAUUUUGACAAUUUUCUAUCCGAAAUGGUCGUUUCGGACUUCGAUAUAACAUUAACCCAACAGGCAUUUGCCGAUUUGAAAAAAUCCGAUGAUCCCGGGUUGCCAGCCCCAGAAACGCCAACAAGUACUCGUUUUGCCAAGCUUUCCGACGACGAAAUUAAAGGAUUUCAGGAACUCACACAAUCAAAGGCUACAAAACAAAGCACCAAAUGGGGUUUAAAGAUUCUUACAGAUUGGCAUAUUGAAACGUUUGGAGUCCCUCUAGAUCUGGCUGAGAUUUGCGAGGAGGAUCUGGCGAAAAAACUCAGUCGCUUUUACUGUGAAGCAAAACCCCAAAACCCGAAAAAGGAGCAUACCUCCGAAUAUCAUAAAAAUACAAUGAAAGCAAUCAGAGCCGCCAUAAACACGCAUUUAUCCGACAUCGGUCGAAAUAUAGACAUUGUAAACGAUAAAGCAUUCAAAACUGCAAAUAAAAGUUUGACCGGUUCAUGA
Molecule: messenger RNA, 607 nt
Organism: Magallana angulata
Lineage: Eukaryota; Metazoa; Mollusca; Bivalvia; Ostreida; Ostreidae
Exons: 2
Coding region: 8-607 (199 amino acids)
Source: RefSeq, a predicted model, not a curated record